Molecule: messenger RNA, 1551 nt
Organism: Anarrhichthys ocellatus (wolf-eel)
Lineage: Eukaryota; Metazoa; Chordata; Actinopteri; Perciformes; Anarhichadidae
Gene: slc60a1b
Product: major facilitator superfamily domain containing 4Ab
Exons: 10
Coding region: 1-1551 (516 amino acids)
Biological process (GO): transmembrane transport
Molecular function (GO): D-glucose transmembrane transporter activity
Source: RefSeq, a predicted model, not a curated record
AUGUUUGUGGAUGAGCGGAUCGUGACUCUAUUCAAAAGGAAUGCCCAUCACACACUGACCUAUUGGAGUGUUUUCUUCAGCUUUGGACUCUGCAUUGCUUUCCUUGGACCCACAAUUUUGGACUUGCAAUGUCAAACACACUCCACACUUAGUCAAAUUACCUGGGUAUUCUUUGCCCAGCAGUUCUGCUUGUUGAUUGGCAGCUCUAUUGGUGGUAUUUUCAAGAGGACGUUGUUCAGCGCUCUAGCUGCCUUAUUUGUCUCUGCUCUCACCAUCUCUGUAAUAUUUGCCAUCAUCCCUUUGUGCAAUAAUGUUCUCCUGCUUGCCAUCGCCAUGGCCGUGUCUGGGUUUGCGAUGGGCAUUAUUGACACCAUCGCUAACAUCCAACUGGUGACCAUCUACCAGAGGGAUUCGGCAGUUUUCUUACAGGCUCUUCAUUUCUUCAUUGGGUUCGGAGCCCUAGUGAGCCCACUGAUUGCAGAUCCUUUCCUCUCCGAGACGGGCUGUGGGAAUCACACAGGGAAUGAGACUGAGAUCGUGCUUCAUCACAGGAACCUGCUGAGAAACAGUCCGAUUGCAGCGCACAACAUAAAUGAGAGCUCCCUGCCUCACGAGGGAGGGGAGUCGAAUGUGCACUAUGCUUUCUGGAUCAUGGCGCUGAUCAAUCUGCCCGUGCCCCUUGCAGUCCUGUUCCUGAUGUAUCGGGAGCAACUUAUCCCAUGUUGCCCCGGCACGCCUCGUCUUCUGGACAAAGAUGAACUAGCAAUGGAGAACCAGCAGGGGGCCGAGGGCUCAGAAGUGGAGCAGAAGGAACAUGCAGCUGGAGGUCAUGGGAAUAUCUUUAGCUGCUGUCAGAAUGAUAACCUGCGCGGGCUGCCAGUAUCCUUCUUUAUGAUUCAUAUCCUCGGUGGGAUGGUGCUCUUCAUGACCGAUGGCAUUGUGGGUGCAUAUGCCGGCUUUGUCUACACUUACGGUGUGAGACCACCUAUGUCAUUGCCAAAUAAGACAGCUGGUUACCUGGCCAGUAUCUUUUGGGCAGCGAUCACUGCCGGCCGUCUUUUGUCCAUUCCGCUUUCGUACCGUUUCCAGCCUGUGAGACUGCUCAUGUUCAACCUGGCAGGUGCCAUUGUUACUGUCUUGAUGCUGCUUAUUUUCUACACGAGCACCACCUUUCUUUUUGUCGGGACCUUUUUAUGUGGACUUUUCCUCAGUAGCAUAUUCCCCUGUAUGCUCGCCUAUACUGAAGACAUCCUUGAGUAUCAGGGAUGUGCAACGUCAGUGCUGGUGACAAGUGCAGGGAUGGGAGAGAUGGUAAUGCAGGUUCUGGUUGGCUCAAUUAUCCAGACGAAAGGCAGCUACAGCUUCCUGCUGUGCGGAAUGAUAAUCGCCUGCUUUGGUUUUAUCUUCUUCAUUGGUCUCCUGCUGUUCCAUCGAAUGCACAGAAAUUACCUCACAGGAACGACGAAAAAGUCAGCCAUGGUGGAGGAUCCAGCAGCAGAGCAGAAUGGAUCGACCCAAACAGAGCAGAAAGCUGAGCCAGAGAGCAGCUGA